Alosa alosa (allis shad) is the source of this 2142-nucleotide messenger RNA. RefSeq names its product X-ray repair complementing defective repair in Chinese hamster cells 6 (gene xrcc6). Bases 139 to 1971 code for a protein of 610 amino acids. The record is from RefSeq and is a predicted model, not a curated record. Gene Ontology annotation, cellular component: Ku70:Ku80 complex; nucleus. Gene Ontology annotation, biological process: double-strand break repair via nonhomologous end joining; cellular response to gamma radiation; telomere maintenance. The transcript has 13 exons. NCBI's taxonomy places the organism in Eukaryota, Metazoa, Chordata, Actinopteri, Clupeiformes, Clupeidae. Gene Ontology annotation, molecular function: telomeric repeat DNA binding; damaged DNA binding; double-stranded DNA binding.
AGGUCUGACACACCAACGAAGAAGUCUUCGCGCUCAUUACCUGGAGGAAGAAGCUCUACUACAAGUCUUGUUGUGUUUACCAGCGAUACAAUUGUUUAACUAUCGUAGAUUGUUUAAUGCUAUCCUAGGCUUGAGCCAAUGGCUGAAUGGAACGCAUAUUAUCGCAAUGAGGAUGAGGAGGUGGAACAAGAGGAAGGCAAUGAGGGCGCAGUCGAUUAUAAAAACACUGGGCGUGACAGCCUUGUCUUCCUGGUGGACGCGUCCAAAGAGAUGUUUAUAAAGGGAGAGGAUGGAGAACCCUCCAACUUUGACAUGACAAUGGAGUGUGUGCGAAGUGUCUACAUGAGUAAGAUCAUCAGCAGCGAUCGAGACCUGGUAGCACUGGUGUUCUAUGGCACAGAGAAGUGCAAGAACCCCAGAGACUCCUUUAAGCAUGUUUACAUCUACCAUGACCUGGACUCACCAGGGGCCCGUAGGGUUCAUGACAUCGACAACCUGCGAGGGGAGAAGGGUGCCCAGCUGGCAGCUGAGGUGAUGGGCAGUGGGGAGACGUCCCUGGGCGAUGCGCUCUGGUGUUGCUCAAACCUGUACAGUGACAUCAAGCUGCGCCUCUCCCACAAGCGCCUGAUGAUCUUCACCUGCCGAGACUCCCCUCACAGCGAUGACAGUAACCGAGACAGGACUGCGCGCACAAAGGCCUCUGACCUCAGAGAAACUGGUGUAAUCAUAGACCUGAUGCACUUGAAAAAGCCAGGUGGAUUUGAUGUUGGCCAGUUCUUCUGCGACAUUAUGAGCCCUCCUGAGGAUGAGAGUGAGCUGGGCCUGCAUUUGGAGCCGAGCGGGAAGCUGGAGGACCUUCAGAAAAGAGUCCGAGCCAAAGACAUGAAGAAGAGAGCCCAGAGCAGGCUUACAUUCUCUUUGGGAGAUGGUAUGAAGGUGGCCGUGGGUGUAUAUGUGUUGGCAAGGACUGCCACCAAGCCCCCAUCUGUCCUGCUGUACAGAGACACAAAUGAAGCUGUGCGGACAAAGACCCGUCUUUUCCACACAAACACCGGUAGUCUUCUGUUGCCCAGCGACACUAAGAGGGCCCAGGUCUAUGGACAAAAGCAGAUAGUGAUGGAGAAGGAUGAGGUGGAUGAGAUGAAGAAGUUUGAUGAUCCAGGUCUGGUUCUCAUCGGGUUCAAGCCCAUGAGCAAGUUGAAGGUGCACCACCACAUCAGGCCUGCUGUGUUCAUCUACCCCGAGGAGGAGCAGGUCUCAGGUAGUUCCUGUGUGUUUGCAGCUCUGCUGCGUCGCUGCAGCGAGAGGAACCUGUUUGCCGUGUGCCGGUACAUCCCCAGACGGAACACCCCACCCCGCUUUGUGGCCCUGGUGCCCCAGAGAGAGGAGCUAGACCAGGGUCAGGCCCAGAUCACUCCCCCAGGUUUCCAUGCCAUCUUCCUGCCUUAUGCAGAUGAUAUACGCACCCUGGAUGUACCUGACUGUCCCACAGCAACAAGCGAUCAGACAGACAAAAUGAAAGAGAUUGUGCACAAACUUCGCUUCAAGUACAGAUGUGAUGCAUUUGAAAAUCCAAUGCUGCAAAAGCACUUUAGAAACUUGGAGGCUUUGGCCCUGGAUCUCAUGCAGCCAGAAGAUAUUGAGGACUUCACCAUGCCAAAAGUCGAAAUGAUGGAUGAGCGCCUUGGACCGCUUGUUCAAGAAUUUAAGGACCUUGUUUACCCUGCCGACUACAACCCAGAAGGAAAACCCGCCGCCAAGCGAAAAACUGCUGAUGCAGGAGGAGGGGCAGAGAAGAAACCCAAAGUGGAGGUGUCACAGGAGGAACUACGUGCCCAUGCAGAAAAGGGUACCCUGGGGAAACUUACAGUUCCUGUGCUGAAGGAGGCCUGCAAGGUCUUUGGGGUUCGAACCACAGGAACAAAGAAACAGGAACUAAUUGACGCCCUUACGGUCUGCAUAACCAAAUAAAGCUCUUUAAAUGAUCAGUUGGGUAUGGUACUAGGAUCACAGGUGAACACUAUGUUAAGUCCAAUUAAAUAAAAUUUUACACGUUUUUUUUUUUUUUGUUUAAACAUGCUUAAAGCUAUAGCGUUAAUGUUUGUCAUCGCAAUACCUGCUGAUAAUAAAAUGACCAACAGC